AUGGCUGCCAACUUGACUGACACCUGGCCUGCGUGUGCUCGCGAUGUCGACCUUCAGUUUGGCCCAACAGUUGGUCCCAAUUGCCGUGGUGGCUUUGAUUUCACCCUCACCUUCGAGCAGUCUAUCUUGACCAUCACCCCAUCUGUCUUGCUACUGCUAUUCACACCUUUACGUCUAUACUGGCUAUCGCGCGCGAGUCUCAAGACAAAGUCGUCACUCUCCGCAGCUUGUUCCACUAAGCUGCUCGGCGCUGUCGCCCUAACAGGCAUCCAGGUCGCCUUGCUGGCGCUAUGGGCGAAAACUCCGCAGGCUCAGACAGUCGUAUCGAUUCCAGCUGCUGUCUUGUCACUGGUCGAUGCAUUAGCCAUCUGUCUACUGUCUUAUAUGGAACAUACUCGCUCGAUCCGGCCUUCCACCUCUCUGGGAGUCUUCUUCUUAGCGUCUCUCGUGCUGGAUAUUCCUCAGUCUAGAACGCUAUUCCUUUCUCCGGAUGAUAGAACUCCCAUAGCCGCUGUCUUCACAGCGGGGAUUGGACUCAAGUUACUGUUGCUCGUGCUAGAGGCACAGAGUAAGAUUAGAGAACUCAAGCCACCAUAUCUGUUGUAUCCGCCAGAGUCAACGGCUAGCAUUUGGGUCCGCCUGGCAUUCUGGUGGCUUAACCCCUUAUUCUUCAGAGGGUUCGCUCGGCUGUUAACCAUGCAAGACCUUUUCUCUAUGGAUAAGAAACUUGUUACUUUCACCAUCCGCGACAAGAUGCAUGCCACCUGGGAUCGUCAAGCACACUCCAAAUCACCCUACGCACUCAUCAAAGCCACGAUCUCGUGUCUUCGUUGGGCUCUCUUAUCAGUCGUCUGCCCACGAAUAUCGUUGAUCGGGUUCAAAUACGCCCAGCCAUUCCUAAUCAGCAGUGUUAUUGGUUUUGUCCAGGCUCCCUCUUCUGACCAGAAGCGCAGCCAUGCCUUGGGUUUGGUUGCGGCAGCAUUUCUGGUCUACCUAGGUAUAGCUGUUACGACUGUUGGUUAUAAGCGUGAGAUGUAUAGAAUGAUUGUAAUGGCUCGUGGAGGUCUAGUUGGCCUUGUCUAUAGCAAAACCUUGAAGAUACCCGAUGGCUCAUACGAUGGGUCGGCAGCACUUACUCUCAUGAGCACCGACGUUGAUCGAAUCACCACUGGUCUACAAAGCUUGCAUGAGGUGUGGGCGCGAAUAGUUGAGAUCGCAAUAGGCAUGUGGCUCCUAGGGGAUCAACUGGGUGCCGUAGCUGUUGUCCCUAUUGCAAUGAUUGCCUUAUGUACUUUCGCUAACUCGCAACUCUCCAAACGAAUUGCUGGCAAACAAAAGGUCUGGAAUGCUGCCGUCCAGAAGCGUAUUGCGGUAACUUCGUCUAUGCUCGGUUCGAUGAAGAGCAUGAAGAUGAUGGGUAUGACCGAGAUGGUAUAUGAUAGUAUACAGGAGUAUCGUGUCCAGGAAAUCCGUUCUGCAAUGGGAUACCGCUGGCUAUCCUUGUGGACUAACACCAUUGCUUCGACCCCUGUUAUCUUCGCUCCUGUCCUGACCUUUGUCGUCUUUGUGGCCCAAGCUAGCACCAAAGGAAGCGGUAGUCUAUCUACACAACACGCUUUCACUUCACUGUCAGUGAUAACACUAGUUUCUCAACCAGCCUCGCUCUUAAUGUAUGCUAUCAAUGAGUCUGCAGCCAUGAAGGGCUGCUUUGACCGACUCCAGAAGUUCCUUCUCACACCGACAGGGUCUGAUGGUCGGGGUGCAUUUGCUGUCACUAAGUCUACGUCAGAUGAUGCGAGUGUGCCAAAGACUGAUCUAGACGUGUCGACUGGCAAAUUCGACGCAAUCCAAGUACAACAGGCGACUGUCCGCCCUGCUCCAGCUGCAGACCCAGCUUUAACCCAGGUAUCAAUGAACUGCCCCCAAGCCUCUCUCACUAUAGUCGUUGGACCAGUUGGAUGCGGAAAGACAACCCUUCUUCGAGCCGUUUUAGGUGAAGUCCCUUGCGAUGAGGGAACCAUUACCCUCUCAUCAAAAAGAGCCGCAUUCUGUGCUCAAGCUCCGUGGCUACCCAAUGGUACCAUCAAGGAUGUUAUCAGCGGGUUUUGUGAAGAGGGACAAAUUGAUGAUGUCUGGCUUCAUACGGUAAUACAUGCAUGUGCUCUUGACGAGGAUAUACUACAGCUACCCCAAGUGGAGAAUACUGUUAUUGGUAGCCGGGGAGUAACACUUAGUGGCGGCCAGAAGCAACGGGUGGCACUCGCACGAGCUGUCUACACUAGGUACGACAUCAUUUUACUUGAUGAUGUCUUGAGUGCUCUAGACCAGAAAACCGAAGCGCUUGUUGUAGAACGCCUCUUAGGCCCCCAAGGCCUACUCCGGAAAUUGAGGAUUACCGCCCUGCUGGUAACUCACUCUACCCGCUACCUCCAUAUUGCUGACCAGAUAAUCGCCCUGAGUCGAGAUGGAAAGUUGAAAGAGGUUUUACAAGGCCAAGAUAUACAAACCAACGGAGAAAGUCAAGUGGCCCAAUGGGGGAAUGAUAUGAUCUUGGAGGAUGGGCCCCCUCGAACAGGGAAAGUAUCCAAGCCGCGACCAGUGGCUAAAGCUCCCAGGCCAAACAAUGCUGAUUUAAAACGCAAGACGGGAGAUCUUACCGUUUACGCUUAUUAUUUUCAAGCAUUUGGCUGGUUACGCACAUUCGGAUUCUUGGCUUGUACUGCAUUGUUUACCUUUGCAACAACCUUUCAGCAGAUUUGGCUUCAAUGGUGGGCUGAGGCGAAUGGGGGAGAAAUUGCCAAAUAUAUGAGCAUUUAUAUCGUCUUAGCUGUGGCAGCUAUGGUAUCACGAUGCUUUACUUUCUGGUGGUCGUUGAUAUGGAUGUCACCUAUUUCCUCCAUCAAUCUUCAUAAAAUCUUGCUCCAAGUGACUGUGAGGGCUCCUUUAUCAUUCUUUUCAAAUACAGACAGUGGCGUGCUAUUGAAUCAGUUCAGUCAGGACAUUGGCCUUAUUGACCGUGUACUACCACUUUGUCUGAUCCGGGUAGUUGUGCAACUCUUUAUUAUCCUGUCACAGACAGCUUUAAUUGCCAUGGGCUCAACCUACAUGUCUGUCUUAAUCCCGUUUUGUAUAAUCACUGUGUACUUUUUGCAGCGAUUUUACCUCCGGACUUCGAGACAGCUGCGAUACCUUGACCUAGAAUCCCGCAGUCCACUCUAUAGCCAUUUCUUGGAAACCAUAGAGGGCCUGGCGACACUCCGUGCCUUUGGCUGGCAGAAGGUUUUCCAGGAGACAAACACAAAACUUCUAGACACAUCCCAACAGCCUUUCUACUUGCUAUACUGUAUUCAGUGUUGGCUCAACCUUGUCUUGGAUUUACUAGUUGCUGCAAUUGGUGUGGUUGCCAUUGCCCUAGCUGUUCUUCUUCCGAGUUUUACGACCGCCGGAACAAUUGGUCUGGCAUUGAACAAUGUUCUUGGGUUUAAUCAGGCACUGGCAGUUUUGAUCGAUAGCUGGACUCAAUUAGAGACUUCACUUGGAGCGAUUGCGCGACUAAAAAAUUUGGAGCAGUCUGUUACGCCCGAGCAUCAAGAUGGGGAAGAUUUAGUCCCCCCAGAAGCAUGGCCCGAACAUGGUGCGAUCGAGUUGCGGGAUGUCUCAGCAUCUUAUGGCAAUGUCAAGAGCUUCCAAUUCAGCACUGGACGAGAUCUCCCUUUCCAUACUGCCCGGUCAGAAAAUAGGGGUCUGUGGUCGAACGGGAAGGUAUUUAUCUCACGUUUCCGCGUACAGCUGUCCCACUUUACCCUACUAAAACUAUUUCCUCUUAAUAGUGGCAAGAGUUCCCUCCUGUUGGCCCUACUCCGGCUGUUGAAUCUUGAUAGCGGGUCUAUUGUCAUCGAUGGUUAUGACCUAAAAUCUCUUCCGAGAGAUCUCAUACGCAAUCGUCUUGUUGCGAUCCCUCAGGAGCCCUUCUUCUUAAGCGAGUCCGUUAGGAUCAAUGCGGAUCCAAGUGGCAAGUCGUCCGACCAAGCAAUUAUUGAGGCUCUUAAGAAAACCCAGAUUUGGACGGUUCUUGAAAAGCGUGGAGGUCUAGAUACCCAUAUGAAGGAGCAACCACUUUCUCGGGGAGAACAACAAUUGUUUUGCUUGGCUCGCACUAUGCUGCGCUCUGGGAAGGUUUUAAUUCUUGACGAAGCAACCAGCAACGUUGACGCAGAGACGGAUAAGCUUAUGCAACAGAUUAUUCGGGAGGAGUUCCAGGAUUAUACAAUCAUCACCGUCGCCCAUCGACUGGACACUAUCAUGGAUUCGGAUAUGGUUGCUGUACUGGAUAAGGGCCGUAUUGUAGAAUACAGCUCUCCACAAGAUCUGCUUAGUCGACCAUCCAUGUUUGCCGACCUUGUGGGCGGCAGUCGAGGGGCAAAAAAAUGUGCUUCUUAA
Molecule: messenger RNA, 4440 nt
Organism: Microsporum canis CBS 113480
Lineage: Eukaryota; Fungi; Ascomycota; Eurotiomycetes; Onygenales; Arthrodermataceae
Product: ABC transporter
Exons: 12
Coding region: 1-4440 (1479 amino acids)
Biological process (GO): transmembrane transport
Cellular component (GO): membrane
Molecular function (GO): ATP hydrolysis activity; ATP binding; ABC-type transporter activity
Source: RefSeq, a predicted model, not a curated record